Magallana angulata is the source of this 5877-nucleotide messenger RNA. Its product is annotated as glycogen debranching enzyme-like. The transcript has 30 exons. Gene Ontology annotation, biological process: glycogen biosynthetic process; glycogen catabolic process. The record is from RefSeq and is a predicted model, not a curated record. Bases 107 to 4819 code for a protein of 1570 amino acids. Gene Ontology annotation, molecular function: amylo-alpha-1,6-glucosidase activity; 4-alpha-glucanotransferase activity. Lineage: Eukaryota; Metazoa; Mollusca; Bivalvia; Ostreida; Ostreidae.
GAUUGAUACAGACCUUGAAUGAGGUCACCCUGUGAAGGCCGUCAUUUUUUCUGUUGAGCAGACGGCAUUUCCUAAUGAUAUCACUUACAAGAGCGCACAGAAAACCAUGCUUACCAAGCAGAUCAGAGUUCUGACUCUGAAUGGAGGCGAGAACAGGGAGACAACUCUUUAUCGCUUACAGAAAGGAUGGAUCCUGAGAUUUAAUCUGGGACCUUCACUCUUUGUGAGUCCUGUCAGAAUAUUCUGUAAUCACCCAACAAAGAAAAAUGAGCCUUUUGAUCGAAACAAGUACACAGAACUGAAAUGGAACAGCCCCAGUGGUUCCAAGGUGGACCGUCAUGAUCUGUUUGCGGAGGUUCAGAUCCACACUGCUGGCUCCUUCAACUACUACUUUACAGCAGAUGGAAGGGAGCCAUCGGAAAGUAAAGACAGACAGCAUGCUGACGGUGAAGGGUACUUUUUGGUGGACCCCAUCCUCUCCCUGUCUACAAAUGAUAACCCCAGUGAGGAGGCAGAUGAUGAUGAUGAAGUGGAAGAGCUCUGCUUGGACAGCAUCCAGUGUCAGACAGUCAUCGCCAAACUCCUGGGUCCCUUCCCGGAGUGGGAAGGGAGGCUCAAGGUGUCCUAUGAGACCGGCUACAACAUGAUCCACUUCACCCCCAUCCAAGAACUAGGUCAGUCUAACUCGGCUUACUCUAUUAGGAAUCAGCUGUGUCUGAAUCCAAGUUUUAAUACAAAGGACAAGAAGUACGGUUACGACGACGUAGAGAAACUUGUUAAUGAAAUGGUUGUUAACUGGAAGACUCUGUCGCUGACCGAUCUGGUGCUAAAUCACACAGCGAAUGAUUCACCCUGGCUACAGGAGCAUCCAGAGUGUGGCUACAAUCUAGUCAACUCUCCGCAUCUCAAGCCAGCAUUCUUAGUGGAUCGGAUUCUGCUGCACUUCAGUUUAGAUAUUGGAGAUGGGAAAUAUGAAGCCAAGGGCAUUCCUGAUACAAUUGACAAAAUGGAACACCUAGAGGCAAUCAGAAGAGUUUUACAUGAAGAACUUUUACCUCACUACAAAUUGCAUGAAUUCUUCACCAUGGACAUUGAAAUAAUUUUGAGAGACUUCAAAAGAGCAGUUGAAGAGGCUAGACCCAUUGUAUCGUCGAGACCUCAGCUAGAUCUGAUACAGGACCCGCAGUACAGGAGGAACAAGAGUACAGUGGACAUGAACACCGCCCUCCACCUGUACAACACAGACAAACCUGGGGUAUCCAGUAGGGCAGAGCGUAUCCAAAGAUGUUGUGCUGACUUUAAGGCUAAACUGGAAGAUUUAAACAGACACAAAAUGGCUGAAGUACAGGACCACCUAAACACAGCUGUGUCUAACUUUGUGGCCAAUGUUAAAUACAGAUUUGUUGAUGGUCAUGGCCCAAGAAUUGGAAAAGUUUCUGCAAAGGAACCUCUCAUGUGGAAUUACUUUGUACAACCUAAAUCAUACGACGGUACUUUGGCUGCUGAGGAAGUGAACAUGGAUGGGGAUUCUGGGAAACUUAUCAUGGCCGUAAAUGGUUGGGUGAUGGGAGACGACCCCCUUAGGAACUUCGCUGAUCCAGACAGGUAUGUGUACCUGAGACGAGAGCUGAUUCCGUGGGGAGACAGCUGUAAGCUGAGGUUCGGCAAGGAGCCCAAGGACUGUCCGUAUCUGUGGCAGCACAUGAAGGAGUACACAGAGAAAACGGUCAAAGUGUUCCAUGGAGUGAGAUUAGACAACUGUCACAGUACUCCCAUUCAUGUGGCAGAGUACAUGCUGGAUGCUGCGCGUAAGAUCAGGCCAGACCUGUAUGUGGUAGCCGAGCUGUUCACAGGGAGUGAGUGUGUGGACAACAUCUUUAUGAACAAGUUAGGAAUCAACUCUCUAAUACGAGAGGCUUUAAGUGCCAAUGACUGCCACGACCAGGGGAGACUGGUGUACAGGUACGGGGGUACAUCUGUGGGGUCCUUCAUCCAGCCCAGGGUCCAGCCCUUACUUCCUACCACCGCCCACGCCUUGUUCUUUGAUCAGACCCACGACAAUGAAAGCCCGGUCGAGAAAAGAAGCCCGUACGACUCAUUUCCAUCAUCAGCCAUUGUGGCCAUGGCUUGUUGUGCCACAGGCAGCAAUCGUGGAUAUGAUCAGCUGGUUCCUCAUCAUAUUCAUGUUGUAAAUGAGGAGAGGUUAUACAUGAGCUGGGCCACUUGGGAUUUUCCAGAGCCUCCGUUCAUGAAUGACAAGUUUGGAAUCACAGCAGGGAAAAAGAUCCUAAAUCAACUCCAUUACCAGCUUGGUGUGACAGGGUUUUCUGAGGUGUAUGUUGAUCAGCUAUCCCAUGAUACCGUAGCAAUAACUCGACACAAUCCUAUGAAUCAUGACUCCUAUGUUAUGGUAGCUCGAACAGCAUUUCAUCAUCCCCAUAAUCCUAAAGAAACCGGCUACAUCAGACCUCUAACUUUAGAUGGAGAUAUCACAGAAAUAGUAUUUGAGGCCAAGUUCAGCAUGACAGAUGGAUACAAGUAUGAGAAGAACCCCAAAUACAUCAAUGGUCUGCCCAACUACUACCUGGACAUCAGUGAGAACCUGAGCCCUGAGGCUAGUGGUCUGAUUAAGGUCCGGAAGCAGGGGGAUUCCUCAGUAGUGGACUUCCAUACCUUCACCCCUGGAUGUGUGGUUGUUGUCAAACAGGUCCUGCCCACCAGAGCCAAGAAUGCCAUAUUGAAGAUUCGGCGAGGAGUGAGCCAGUUUGGCUACCUGAUGAGAUCCUACAGCGGUAGGACCAUGUUUGACGAGUCGUUUGACAAGAGUAACUUCCAUGCCAUUGUUAGUAAACUCACCCUCUCUGACAUGAAUAUUGUGCUGUAUCGGUGUGAUUCUGAGGAGAAGGCUGAUGGGAAUGGAUUCGGAGCAUACGACAUCCCUGGUCACGGUCCAGUGGUUUACUGUGGAUUAAGAGGACUAAUGGCUGUUUUGGCGCACGUUCGCCCAAACAAUGACUUAGGACAUCCACUAUGUAAUAAUUUGAGAGAAGGCAACUGGUUAUCAGAUUAUGUUGCCAAGAGGCUGCAAGUUCAUCCAACUACCAAAGAUCUCGGUCAAUGGUUUGAAGGAGUGUUGGGACAUCUGAAAGACAUUCCUAGAUUCCUGGUGCCAUGUUAUUUUGAUACAGUGAUCACCGGAGCAUAUGUUGUGCUGAGAGAUCAAGCCAUGAAGCUGAUGUCAGAAUUCAUUCAGGAUGGUUCCACAUUUGUCCACAUGUUGUCCUUGGGAAGUCUUCAGUUUUGUGGAUUUGUCAAGAAUGCAAAACUUCCUAAGCUGUCAGAGUCUGUCAAAUCAACAACCCCCAAAGUGGAUGUAGACCAUCCACUGUCACUGGCUGCCGGUUUUCCCCAUUUUGCUAGUGGGUACAUGAGGAACUGGGGUCGAGACACAUUUAUUGCCAUCAGAGGUUUACUGUUGUUGACUGGUCGAUUCUGUGAUGCUAAGUUGAUAAUACUGGCAUAUGGGGGCUGUUUGCGGCAUGGGUUGAUUCCUAAUUUACUGAACGAGGGAAGUGGUGCAAGGUACAACUGUCGGGAUGCGGUGUGGUGGUGGUUCCAGGCCAUUCAGGACUACUGCAAGUUCAAGGGCACCGAUAUACUGAAGGAGAAAGUGGCUCGUCUCUAUCCAAGUGAUGACUCAACCGUUCACCAACCGGGAGAAUAUGAUCAGCCUCUUUAUGAAGUCAUGCAAGAAGCUUUACAGAGGCAUGCGGAGGGGCUGAAGUACAGAGAAAGAAAUGCAGGCACUCAAAUUGAUGACCAAAUGAAGGAUGAAGGGUUCAAUAAUGAGAUAGGAGUGGACUGGGAGACAGGUUUUGUGUUUGGAGGUAAUGAACAUAACUGUGGAACCUGGAUGGACAAAAUGGGGAGUUCAGCCAAAGCCGGAAAUAAAGGCAAACCAGCUACUCCCAGGAGUGGUUCUGCAGUGGAGCUGGUAGGAUUAAGUAUGUCUGCACUGACUUGGUUGGAAAAGCUAGCAGCCCAGAAGGUCUACCCUUAUGAUGGAGUGUCUGCCAUUAAGAAUGGAGUUUCUACUAAAGUAACAUUCAAAGAUUGGUGUGCUCUUAUAAAAAGCAACUUUGAAAAACAUUUCUGGAUCAAUGUGGACCAAGAAGCGGAAUAUGAGCCACACCCAGAAUUGAUAAAUCGACGAGGAAUUUAUAAGGACUCCUUCUUUGCCAAACCAUUCUGGGCAGAUUUCCAACUUAGGCCUAACUUCCCGAUUGCAAUGAUUGUGGCUCCCCAGCUGUUUACCCCUGAACAUGCAUGGAUUGCCCUAACACAGGCCGAGGAGGUACUGCUGGGUUCAUUGGGCAUGAAGACACUAGAUCCCAGGGAUUGGGCAUAUGUUGGAGACUAUGACAAUUCAAACGACUCCAGCGAUCCAAAGGUUGCUCAUGGUUUCAAUUAUCAUAAUGGGCCAGAAUGGAUAUGGCCAAUAGGAUAUUUUCUGAGAGCAAAACUAUAUUAUGCUAAAGCAUUGGAACCAAAGAAGAAGGGACUUCUGAAGAGCACCAUCAGCUUCAUCAAGACCAGACUGACUUCUCACUACGCUCACGUCAUGGAUUCUCCGUGGCAGUCUCUCCCAGAGUUAACUAAUUCCAAUGGCCAGUUCUGUGCCAGUAGCUGCCCCGCCCAGGCCUGGAGUGUGGCCUGUGUACUGGAGGUGUUGUAUGAUCUGGAGGAGGUGGGACUGGUGGACGAUAUCGCACCCCGCCGCAACUCAGCUGACCUCUCCCAGCAAACUGUGCUUGUUUAGAGGACCUCUCUCAACAAACUGUGCUUGUUUAGAGGUCCUCUCUCAACAAACAGUGCUUGUUCAGAGGACCUCUCUCAACAAACUGUGCUUGUUUAGAGGUCCUUUCCCAAUAAACUUUGCUUGUUCGAAUGACAGUCAAUGAUGGUUUGUUUAAAUCACAGAAAAAAGGAUCUGAUUUUUAACCCUGUAUGCUGUUUUUGCACAUUUUAUAAUUCUGUGAUAUGUGGGUCUGUGCUUUUAAUGUGAAAGUUUGAUGUUAUUUAGAUAAAUUAUCCAGUAGUAAUUUGUAAUUGUACACAAUAUGUAGUAAUGAAGUACAUGUAUAAGGCUGAAGAAAGUUGAGGUCACUUCAGUUUGAUGUGUUAAGUGUUUAUUGUAUGCAAAGUAUACAUGCAUGGUAUAGACAUUGCAGCUGGGGAAUUGGAAUAAUUAAAUUAAAAGAAUGUACUUUUAAAAGAUAUACAUAUAUAUUUGCAUGUAAGCAGCCAUGUAUUACCAGUAGUUAUUUAAAUCAAAAUAACAUGGUUGUAAUUGUACGUUUACAUUGGAAUGACAGUAAAGAGGCCAGUACAAUUACCUGGUACACUGUACAAAUACCUGGUACACUGUAUCCUAGUAUAAUGUACUGUGUACAUGUAGGUCAUUAUUUGCUGGUGAAUUAUGAAGAAAUUCCACUUGAUUUAUAAAAUACAAUUUGCCAUUCUAAUUACCAUAAAUAUUUGGUUAAAUCAUCAGACAUAUGAUGAUUUAGAUUAGUAAUGCAUGUACAUGUAGAGUAAAAUUUAAUCUCAAGGUAAUGCACACAUUUUUUCUGAAAAUGCUCCAUGUUUUCCAUGUUGGUUGAAUGCAAUAUGUACAUGUACUGCUUUCAUUUUUCUUCUCUGCGAGUUCAGCAUUGUACUAAUCUUUGAGAAAGAGUCCAAGCUGUGGUGUUUUUAUAUGUCAGUUUUAUCCAUAAGUUCCAGUACAUGUAUAUUGUGAUGUAGAUCCUGUGAUAAUAAAGACACUGCAGUUUUAAGAUAUUUUAACUAGCUUUUACAUAAAAAAUACAAUCAGCC